GCGCAAAACACGUAAAACCAACUUGGCAGGCCCUGCUCCCUCUCCUCCAUUUCUCUAUCUAUCUACCUUCCUAUUUCCUUCUCAAAGUUUUCUUCGUCAGCUACAUCGAUACAUCCCCCCUUUCACCUAAAAAAAUAAUCUUGAAAAAAACUCAAAUUAAAUUCUUUUUCUCUGACUGUAGCAUACCAAGAAUCUACAGAUUUCACUCUUUCUUGACUCAGUUGGGUUGAUCACUGAAUUAGCUCAGAAGCCAAAAAUGCCUGCUUGGUGGGGGAAAAAAUCCACCAAGAACAAAGACGCACAAGCUAAAGACAAAGAAAGAGAUAAGUAUGUGAAACCCAGAAGUUUUGAUGAGUUACUUUGUAGAAAUUCACCAAGAACCAGUAAAGAUUUUAGUGGUUCUGGUUCUGGGUUUUCUGGGUUUGAUUCAGGUUCUUCUUUGGAGAAAGCUCAUCCUUUACCUAUGCCUUCUGUUUCUUCACUGGGAAAUGAUCAUGGGGUUUCUUUGGGAUGUGGGUCGGGUUCAGUUUCGAGUACUAGCUCAUCUGGGUCAUCUGAUGGUGGACCUGUAAAUACUGAUCAAGCUCAAUUGGAUACUUUCAGAGGACUUGGAGAUAAUAGGUUGAGCCCACUGUCGCGAAGCCCAGUUCGUUCCAGAGGGACAACUACCACGUCAUCACCUUUACAUCCUCGGUUUUCGAGUUUAAAUCUGGACUCUCCAACGGGCAAGUUGGAUGAUGUAAGGAGUGAAUGUCAUCAGCUGCCCCUUCCACCCGGUUCUCCUCCUAGUCCUUCUGCUUUGCCAAACCCAAGACCUUGUGUUGUGGCUGAAUACGCAACCAUUAAUAUGUCCAAAUGGAAGAAAGGCAGGCUCCUAGGAAGAGGCACAUUCGGUCAUGUAUAUCUUGGAUUCAACAGGGAGAAUGGACAAAUGUGCGCAAUAAAAGAAGUCAAGGUGGUUUCAGAUGAUCAAACAUCCAAAGAGUGUCUUAAGCAACUGAAUCAGGAAAUCAUUUUACUCAGUAACUUGACACAUCCAAAUGUUGUUCGGUAUCAUGGAAGUGAACUGGAUGAAGAAACUCUAUCAGUUUACUUGGAGUACGUUUCUGGGGGUUCUAUACAUAAACUGUUGCAGGAAUAUGGGCCUUUUAGGGAGCCAGUUAUACAAAACUACGCCAGACAGAUCCUUUCUGGCCUUUCCUUUUUACAUGCUAGGAAUACAGUUCACAGGGAUAUAAAAGGAGCCAAUAUACUAGUAGAUCCUAAUGGUGUAAUUAAGCUAGCUGAUUUUGGCAUGGCAAAACAUAUAACUUCGUGCUCGUCAGUGCUCUCAUUCAAAGGGAGUCCUUAUUGGAUGGCUCCUGAGGUGGUGAUGAAUACAAGUGGCUAUGGUCUUGCAGUGGAUAUUUGGAGUUUGGGAUGUACAAUUCUGGAAAUGGCAACUUCCAAGCCACCUUGGAGCCAGUAUGAAGGGGUUGCUGCCAUAUUUAAAAUUGGAAACAGCAAAGACUUUCCUGAAAUUCCAGAACACCUUUCUAAUGAUGCAAAAAGCUUUAUAAGGUUAUGCUUGCAGCGGGAGCCGUCCACACGACCUACAGCUUCUCAACUACUAGAGCACCCUUUUGUUAAAAACCAAAGCACAGCAAAAGUUGCUCAUGUUGGUGUAACCAAAGAAUCAUAUCCUCGUUCCUUUGAUGGAAGCCGGACACCGCCAGUGUUGGAGCUGCAUCCAGGUGGAAGGAAUGUUUCUCCUGGAAGGAAUAUCUCUCCCCCCGAAGGAAACUAUGCAUCCCAUCCGGUGAUCACAAUCUCUAGACCAUUGAUCUGCGCAAGGGAAAAUGUAAAAGCCAUAACAUCUUUACCAGUAUCCCCCACUUCUAGCCCAUUAAGACAAUAUGAACCUGCCCGUAAAAGCUGUUAUCUUUCUCCUCCUCAUCCAUCUUAUGGCAUCGGGGGCCAGAGUGGAUACGAUGCAAAUGAUUACUCAAUGUUUCAAGCAAGGCCCAGCACAAGAACCACACUCGAGCCAUGGCUUGAAAUCCCUCAAUUUAGAGCUCAGACACCAUCUAGAUCCCCCAAAACAAGACCCAUUCUUUAGUAACAUGUGAUGUAUGAGGUAAAAGUUUUCUUUUCUUGCAUUGCACCAUGCGUGGUCGGUCCCCUUCUAGGAAGAACUGCAGAAACUAUGGCCCCUUCUAAGCGAUCCGUUUCUGUUUGAUGGGUGCAUUAUGAUUAAGAGAGAUUUUGGGUGACCAGGGGUUUGGUUGCAUGAUGGAGGAAUUGCAUUUUCUUGAAUAUAAGAUCUGUAAAAUGUACUUCAUUCUCAAUGUAAAUGCAAGAUGGCCACUUGAUUAAAUUCUAUAAGAUCACCACGAAACUUGUCCGUCUUAUAGUAGACUUAGCUAUGAAUAUUCAGGAAGAAACGAAUACCGGGCUUUUCUUGCAUUAUGUGUUAACUGAAAGAAAGGGGAAAAUAAUGAUCAGGGCAAAAAGUGUCUGUGUUAAUGACUUCAUUUUUCUUUUUUGGGCAUGGAAAGAAAGUGAAGGAAAAAAAAUGAAGAAUGUAUUUCCUUUUCCUUUUUGGUUUCUCAACCGCAGUCUAGUAUUCACAUUGAGUUCUCGAUUAA
Molecule: messenger RNA, 2627 nt
Organism: Solanum dulcamara
Lineage: Eukaryota; Viridiplantae; Streptophyta; Magnoliopsida; Solanales; Solanaceae
Product: mitogen-activated protein kinase kinase kinase 3-like
Exons: 11
Coding region: 257-2098 (613 amino acids)
Biological process (GO): protein phosphorylation
Molecular function (GO): protein kinase activity; ATP binding
Source: RefSeq, a predicted model, not a curated record